CGGGAAUCUCAGAAACCACAACCGAAAUGCCCACUCGACCAACAAUCUCCAUCUUCCCUGCAUCCCCAGAAGAUGCGCCCUCACUAACUCGCGUCCACGGCGAUGCAUUCCGAGACUGCAUACUCAACGACCUCAUGUUUGGUCCUCCGACAGAGGAGAACCUGAAGGGGUUCGCAGACGAGCUGGCGGAACUCAUCACCGGCGAUAUAACGGCAAGAUUCGUGAAAGCCGUCGACAACGACACGAAUAAGAUUGUAGGCUGGAGCUGGUGGAAUUUGUAUCCUGAUCGCGAGUUGCGAUCGGGAGGCUCGCAAGCUCUCUCAGAGGAGCUUGGUGCCCCGCCUGAGUCUGCUAUCAGUCCUGAGGCGCAUAAGGAGUAUUUCCAGGGGGCGGCCGCGAGACAGGAGAAAUGGAUUGGUGGGCGGCCUUUUGCUUUUCUAAGAGUCCUUGUCGUUCUCCCAGAGUACCAGAGGAAGGGGAUUGGUGCGAAUCUUAUCGCAAGGGGGCUGGAAGAGGCUACAACUUGUAACCUGCCGGUCUGGUUGGAAUCUUCAGAAGUGGGCUAUGAUUUAUACAAGAAGCUGGGCUUCAAGGAUCUCAACGAUAGCAUUGUUAUUGACUUGGCCAAGUACGGAGCGUCGGGUAUAUCGACUACGGCGUGUAUGUGGUUGGAGACUGGGAACCAUUGAACAGAAGCUGCAUUGGUGUAUCUGGUAUGGUGGUGAAUCAUUUUGAAUCAUUUUAAAGCCGAGUUAUAGGCAGCGUAAGCCGUCAUCCUCUUUGUAUCAAAUUUCGUGGCUAUGUCAAACUAUAUACAGCUAUGGGAAGAAUAGCAGUUGUGGUAUAAGAAGCUGAGAGC
Messenger RNA from Aspergillus pseudonomiae, 859 nucleotides. Its product is annotated as GNAT family N-acetyltransferase. The transcript has 2 exons. The record is from RefSeq and is a predicted model, not a curated record. Lineage: Eukaryota; Fungi; Ascomycota; Eurotiomycetes; Eurotiales; Aspergillaceae. Gene Ontology annotation, molecular function: acyltransferase activity, transferring groups other than amino-acyl groups. The coding region runs from base 27 to 689 and encodes 220 amino acids.